Molecule: messenger RNA, 771 nt
Organism: Rotaria sp. Silwood1
Lineage: Eukaryota; Metazoa; Rotifera; Eurotatoria; Philodinida; Philodinidae
Source: the annotation of a GenBank genome assembly
AUGGCUAUGGUUUAUAUUCAAGUAACUUAUGUCGAACCAUAUUUCGAUACAUCGGAAUUACAACAUCGUCCAACACAUUUCGAUCGAAAUUAUAAUCUUAAACGUUUUAUGUAUGCGUCACCAUUUACAAUGGAUACAAAUCGUGCACAUGGUUCAUUACCUGAACAAUAUAAACGUAAAACAAUUUUAACUGUUGAACGUGCUUUUCCAUAUGUUAAAACACGUAUUGGAAUCAUUGAUCGUGAACGUUUAAUUCUAAGUCCAAUUGAAGUUGCUAUAGAAGAUUUACAAAAGAAAACUGAUGAAUUACGUAUAGCUAUACAACAAGAACCAGCUGAUCCUAAAAUUCUUCAAAUGGUUAUACAAGGUUGUAUAAGUACUGCUGUUAAUCAAGGUCCAUUAGAAGUCGCAAAUAUUUUCUUAAAUCCAAUUAUGAAUGGAUUAGAAUUACCAAAUAUUCAUCAUAAUCGUUUACGAUUAUUUUUUAAAGAAUUUACUCGAAGACUUGCUGAAGCAUUAAAACGAAAUAAAACAUUAAUUCAAGCUGAUCAACGUGAAUAUCAAAAAGAUCUUGAAAAUAAAUUUACAAAAUUUACUGAAAGUCUUCAACCACUUUUAUCUGCAUGUAAGCAAUCAACAAUUAUUGAAACAACUUUAACAAAUAAUAAAAGAAACAAACGUCGAUAUCAAUUAGUUACUCUAGGUUCUUUUACUAAAAAAAAAACAAAAAAGAAAAUUAUUUACUUACAAAAUGCUUCUAAUGCUAAAUAA